Messenger RNA from Diabrotica balteata, 1853 nucleotides. The record is from the annotation of a GenBank genome assembly. Lineage: Eukaryota; Metazoa; Arthropoda; Insecta; Coleoptera; Chrysomelidae.
AUGGAACAGAAUGGGGCCCCACAACCAGAUAACAAUGUUUAUAAAAAUAAAAUUAUUAUAAUUGGCGCCGGCAUGGCCGGUUUGUCAGCAGCUUAUCAUUUAACCAAGAAUAACUUCACUGAUUUUAAAAUUUUGGAAGCCCGCGGAAGGAUAGGCGGUAGAAUUGUGCAAAUUCCUGUUGGAACUGAAAAAGUGGAACUUGGAGCUAACUGGAUACAUGGAGUUUUAGGUAACCCUGUCUAUGAAUUGGCCAUGCAAAAUGGUUUGGUGGACAUUAUGGCAUAUCCAAAGCCCCACAAGUUAGUGGCAGCCACUGAACAGGGAAAACAGAUACCAUUUACCUUAUUGUGUGAAGUUUACGAAGCUUACCUAUGCUUUUUAAAACGUUGUGAAGAGUAUUUUAUUUCUCAGUAUUCACCUCCUGAAGGUAUCGAUAGUGUGGGUGACCACUUAAGAUUAGAAAUAAGUUUGUAUUUAGAUAAAGUUAAAGAUGAUCAAGAAAGACAUUUACGAGAAUUGAUUUUUGAAUGUUUGUUGAAGAGAGAGACUUGUAUUUCAGGCUGUGAUGAUAUGAAUGAAGUUGAUUUGUUAGAAUUGGGGAGUUAUGAAGAGUUGCAAGGAGGCAAUAUUGUGUUACCAAAUGGAUACAGCUCAAUUUUAGAGCCAUUAAAGAAUGCUAUACCUGAAGACAACCUGUUGGUAAGGCAUCCUGUAAAAACUAUAAAGUGGUUAGGGAAAAAGAGUUCUAGAUCUACCUCAAAUACUGAAGACAGUGAUUCAGAUGAUUCAGAUAGAACUGUUAUUGAAUCCUUACCAAAUUCUAAUAGCUCUAGUCGUGAAUCAAGUUGUGAAAAAUCUUUAGACCCCAAACCUAAAGUAGAGGUAAUCUGUGAUAAUGGUAAGAAAUUCUUAGGUGAGCAUCUAAUUUGUACAAUACCAUUAGGAGUUCUUAAGCACACUGCUAUGACUAUGUUUCAACCACCUUUGCCUGAAUAUAAGCUAGAAGCAAUAGAUAGGUUACUUUUUGGAACUGUAGAUAAAAUAAUACUAGAAUAUGAGAGGCCGUUUCUUCAUCCCAGCAUCACUGAAGUAUUACUACUGUGGGAAGCAGAACCAGAGAAGAAUAGUGACAUUUGUGAAAACUGGUAUAAGAAAAUAUACUCGUUUAUGAAAAUAUCAGAAACCGUAAUUCUAGGAUGGAUUUCUGGUAAAGAGGCUGAAUACAUGGAAACUUUACCAAAUGAUGUUAUUAUAGAAACGUGUACAAAAGUAUUAAGGAAAUUUCUUAACGAUCCUUUUAUACCCAAACCAAAAAGUUGUUUAUGUACUAGUUGGCACAGUCAACCCUACACGAGGGGUUCUUAUACAUCAAUAGCCGUAGGAGCAUCACAAAUAGAUAUAGAAUAUCUAGCACAACCUAUUUAUGACGAAAAUGACAAAGAGCCUGUGCUCUUGUUUGCCGGUGAACACACGCACAGCAGCUUUUAUUCGACUGUUCACGGGGCCUACUUAAGCGGCAGAACUGUAGCACAAAUCCUUAUGACAACUGACAAUUCAGAAGAAAUCGUCGUCGAUUGUGGAGACGCCACGGAUUUGAGUUCGUGGGUGCAAGGGAUUUGUCUAGAGUGAAAUUGCCUUAAAACAUUUCGUAAUUAUUUAUUUUAAAACAGUCGUACUGUAGGAAAACCGAGUGGUACUCAAGCGUAAGAUUGUUUCGAGUCGUUUUGGUAGAUUUUUUUAUUUGAAAGUAGAGCUACUGAUAAACAACGAUUUAUUUAAGCGGUAUACUCAAACGAAAGCCUUGAAAUGUCUAAGCCAAAAGCUACUAUAAGCAAGUUCUUGGUUGAAUGAAA